GCGGCCCCAGGCGCUCUGAGGAGCCCGAAAGAGGCCGACAGCAGCCAGCGCGAGCGUAACCCGUACGGAACGCAAACGUUUGAGGAAGUUUGUCCCCUUCCGCGCGCCGUGCAGCCCGGAGAGGGAGCGCGCGGACAUGGGCGAGACCAUGUCUAAGAGGUUGAAGCUGCACCUGGGCGGGGAAGCCGACAUGGAGGAGCGGGCGUUCUCCAACCCUUUCCCGGACUACGACCACCAACUGGCAAAACCUAGAUGCUCCUGUACCGAACGGAACAAAGACAAAUAUGAGAAAGCAGCUACGAAACAGUAUAUAAUCAUUCAAAAUUUCAGUAGGAGGAUCCAGACCAAAAUCAAAGAUCUUCUGCAGCAAAUGGAAGAAGGGCUGAAGACAGCUGAUCCUCAUGAUUGCUCUGCUUAUACUGGUUGGACAGGCAUAGCCCUCUUGUACCUGCAGCUAUACCGGGUCACUGGUGACCAGACUCACCUACUCCGAUCCCUGGAUUAUGUCAAGAGAACACUUCGGAACCUGAAUGGCCGCAGGGUCACUUUCCUCUGUGGAGAUGCUGGGCCUCUCGCUGUGGGAGCUGUGAUAUAUCAUAAACUCAGGAGUGACUGCGAGUCCCAGGAAUGCAUCACAAAACUUUUGCAGUUGCAUAAAACCAUCGUCUGCCAGGAGUCUGAGCUCCCUGAUGAGUUGCUGUAUGGACGGGCAGGGUAUCUGUAUGCCUUACUGUACCUGAACAUGGAGAUCGGCCCAGGCACCGUGAGCGAAUCUGCUAUUAAAGAGGUAGUCAAUUCUAUUAUUGAAUCGGGCAAGACUUUGUCAAGGGAAGAAAGAAAAGCCGAGCGCUGUCCCUUGUUGUAUCAGUGGCACAGGAAGCAGUAUGUUGGAGCGGCCCACGGCAUGGCUGGAAUCUACUACAUGCUAAUGCAGCCAGCAGCAAAAGUGGACCAAGAAACCUUGACAGAAAUGGUGAAGCCUAGUAUCGAUUAUGUGCGCCACAAAAAAUUCCGAUCUGGGAAUUAUCCAUCCUCAUUGAGCAAUGAAACAGAUCGCUUGGUACACUGGUGCCACGGCGCCCCUGGAGUCAUCCACAUGCUCAUGCAGGCCUACAAGGUUUUUAAGGAGGAGAAGUACUUAAAAGAGGCCAUGGAGUGCAGCGAUGUGAUUUGGCAGCGAGGUCUGCUCCGGAAAGGCUAUGGCGUCUGCCAUGGCACUGCUGGGAACGGCUACUCUUUCCUGUCCCUUUACCACCUCACACAGGACAGGAAGUACCUCUACCGAGCCUGCAAGUUUGCAGAGUGGUGUCUGGACUAUGGAGCACAUGGGUGCCGCAUCCCUGACAGGCCCUAUUCCCUCUUUGAAGGCAUGGCUGGCGCUAUUCACUUUCUCUCUGAUGUCCUCGUUCCAGAGACAUCACAGUUUCCAGCAUUUGAACUUGGCUCUUCCCAGAGGGAUUAAAAAGGUGCAAAAAGACAACUAAAAAUACCCAUUGGACCGGACCUAAAGCUUCCAGAUUGACCAGUGCCUGACACACAGCUGUGAAUCCUGAAAGAAGAAAAGCAGAUACCUUCCCAGGCCCUUGUUGUUGCAGAGACCCUAAGUUAGAGCAUGAGUGACAGAAGCCAUCCAUCAGCAUUCGUGACAGUGUUGCCCUCCGUGUGUGAAAUUGAGUUCUUCACAUCCAGUUUCUUCAUGUUUGCAUGUUCCCUGGUGUUGUCUACAGGUGUGAGUUCACAUGUGCACAGAGCCAGGUGUGCAUGGGUUCCAUUGGCGGCCACAUUUCUGUCUAAAUAUACUAUGUAUAUAAUGCCUAAGGGUGUCAUCUCUGGAGAGGGCAGGAACUGUCAGGAUGCAUCUCUUAUAUAUUAGGAAGGUCAUCCAGGGCGGCAUUCUAGUGAGAAGGUCUUGGUGUUUUCCAUAGGUACCUUUCUAAAAAACAUAAAGAAAAGACCACUCUAAACCCUGAGAAGGAAUAAUAGAGAAGAGAGCAUCUGCUGGAACAUUUGGGGAGAGCAUGGUUAGGGCCACCCCUCUCCAUGUUUUGGGCUGGCCUUGAUGUCUCCUGAAGUGUGAGAGGUCAACGGGACUCCAUCAGGACUCCUGUUUUUCUCCACCCUUACAUGAAGUUCAAGUUACAAGAGGUCCAAGGCAGCCCUGGGCUUCAUAAUGCCAUGUGUAACGUUUACUGACCACACGGUGAAUAGCAGUGACUAAACAUUGAUAAUUCUUGAACACUCACCCCCAGGUAUAUAUUGUUAUAAUAGAUCCCAUCUCAAUUUUACCAUAUUAUACCAUAUUAUAUUUUACCAUAGUGUCAGUUAUUAUUAUGUUUUUUUAUAAGAACAGUGGAUAGAUUGCAAAUGGAUGAUAGGGUGCUAAAAGUUUGAAAUAAACUUAGUUGUAAGGACAUAGAUCUAGUUGAGAAUUGUCCUAAGUAUACAUUUGGAAUGAAUACAUUCCUUAUUUUUUGUCUACUUUGGGGGAAUAAAAUCAAAAGCACUAGUCUGCAUUUGUACAUAUGAGGACCAACAUUCAUGUUCUAUCCGAGAAAACUGCAGUUUUCUCUGGGUGACAUUUUCCUAAAGGGAUAUUGACUUGGAGUAGCACCCUUAGGAAUUGACAUGAAGAAUUCCAUUUCUAGAGCGGUUUUUAUUAUCAGUACUGAAGUGGCCUAGUACUUUCUAAGAACCUCCUUGUGCAAGGCAAGGUAUGCAUCGCAGAAGACAGGACUUGGGACAGCCCGGUCCUUGUGUACGGGGGCGUGUAAGGGUCUGUCGGCCUGGUUUCCAGUCCAUUUGUAAAGAGAAAAGAAUGUCCAUUUAGAAGACCAGUCAUCUGCAUGCUCGUGCAGCUUCUGGGUGUUGCUGAAUCCUACGUGUGACCUUCAGUUUCUGAGGGAUGCACUUGAGCCUCCUCCUUGCAGACAGCCCUGCUUCUAAGUCAGUUAGUUUCUUCCAUAUUAGAGUGGUGCCUCAACCCUCAAGACUAAGCUUUAAGUGACUUCCUGCCUACUCAUGGCUUUUCAGGGCAGUCCAGCAGCACAGUUCCCACCUUCCCGCCCAUGUCAUUGAAGAAUGACAAAGAGCUUGCUAAGGAGGCCCUGCUACCUCCUUGCUGCAGGAGUGGAAAGGAGCUCAUCAAACCCCUGGGCUCUGGGUACAGCCCUGCCCUGCAAGAGGGAGGCUGCUGGGGAUGCCACUUCAGCCCAGGGCACUCACUGCUGUGCAUAUGUGAAAAUGACCUGCUCAACUUUCUGACCAGCAUGCUGACGAGAGAGAAAUACCUGUGGAACACAUGGAGCAGAUUUUACUUUCAGGGUUUUAAAGCCUGCUGGGUUGACACCUUGCUCCUUAUCCAC
Messenger RNA from Fukomys damarensis (Damara mole-rat), 3362 nucleotides. It is a transcript of the gene Lancl2, whose product is annotated as LanC like 2. Gene Ontology annotation, cellular component: plasma membrane. The coding region runs from base 137 to 1462 and encodes 441 amino acids. The record is from RefSeq and is a predicted model, not a curated record. The transcript is spliced from 10 exons. NCBI's taxonomy places the organism in Eukaryota, Metazoa, Chordata, Mammalia, Rodentia, Bathyergidae. Gene Ontology annotation, biological process: carbohydrate metabolic process; peptide modification.